GCCUCUUCCUCAUGCUCCCUCCCCUCCCGCUGCCCCAGCCUGGGCUCCUGCUAAAGCUGGCCAAAGUCGCCGGCAGCUGAGCAGUUUGGAAGUGCGAGUCAUGGCCACCACAGCUUCGGCUCACUACAUUCCCAGGAAUAACUCGCUCCACUCCAACUCGUUGGUGCACCCGGACUCGGAUAGGAUGCAUCCAGGGACGACCUACCGGGAGGUGCAGAAGAUGGUUCAGAGUGACUACCUGCACGGCCUGAGCGGCAGCGGGCACCCCAUUUCCCACAGCCACCAGUGGCUGUCUUCGGUGACGGACGGGGCACCUUGGGUCACCGCCUCCCACCUCGGGCAGCAGGAUCCCGGCAAGGCCAGCGUGCAGGCACCGCCGAGAGACGAUCUGGGCAAUGGGCUGCACCACCGAGCUCACCACAUGGUGCACCAGCAGACUCACGCCAGCCACCCCGGGGCAGCCUGGGGUCCGACGGCGGCACCUCCUCCACCACCUCCCAUCCCAGGGAUGCCUCCUUCAUCCAACGGGCACCAGCCCCUCAUCUACUCGCAGCCGGGAUUCAGCAGCCUGAAUGGCAUGCUGAGCCCGGCCACCCCGAGUCUCCACCACGGCUUGACGGACGCUCUCCACGAUGACCCAGGCGGUCAUGACAGCCACCCCGAGCACCCCCCGCAGCACCACCAGGAGCACUCGGAUGACGACGCCCCCACCUCGGAUGACUUGGAGCACUUUGCAAAGCAGUUCAAACAAAGACGGAUCAAGCUGGGCUUCACCCAGGCGGACGUGGGCUUGGCUCUGGGCACUCUGUACGGCAAUGUCUUCUCGCAGACCACAAUCUGCAGGUUCGAAGCCCUGCAGCUCAGCUUCAAGAACAUGUGCAAACUGAAGCCGCUGCUGAACAAGUGGCUGGAGGAGACCGACUCGACCUCAGGGAGCCCCACCAGCAUAGACAAGAUCGCCGCGCAGGGACGGAAGAGGAAGAAGCGGACGUCUAUAGAGAUUGGGGUGAAAGGAGCGUUGGAGAACCACUUCUUAAAGUGCCCCAAGCCCUCGGCUCAUGAGAUCAGCAGCUUGGCUGACAGCCUGCAGUUGGAGAAAGAAGUGGUCAGAGUUUGGUUUUGUAACAGAAGACAAAAGGAAAAGCGAAUGACCCCGGCCGGAAUUCCCGGCCACCCAGGCAUGGAGGAUGUAUAUUCACAAAGGGACACUCCGCCGCUGCAUCACACACUUCAGACCCCUGUCCAAUGACUGUUCCACAUAUUCCACACCCCUGCCAAGAAAACAAAAGACUAAAAUAAAAGACACAAACUGGAUUUUACAAAGCAAAAAAAAACUGUCUGAAAAAGGGAACUAGCCAGUGCCGCAAAAAAUGUUGAUUGAGCACUGUGCUGUACUCAUACUUAGGAGAGAGAGCGAGAAACACGUUUCAUGCAUUUAAUGUGGUAAACCGAGUGGUUAUUUCCCCCUGCUGUAGAACAAUAAUUUUUUUUCGUAGCUAAAUGACAUGGAUAAGUUGUAAGAGAAAUGAAAAUAUCUGUUCGCGGCUGAAUUAUUUCACGGGGAUCCUGAAAGGCAGCGGCUUUUCGGAACUGGGUGAGAAUGAGCUGAGUUUAAACAGAAAGUGAGAUGGUCAUCGAAGUGUCCGCCUCCAGCGGCUGCCGUGUUAAAUCAGGGAGUCUGGUGGUGGGGAAAAAGCUUGUAUUUAUUAUUUCGGAAAAGAGCUAGCCACGGAUAUGGUCAAAGAUUUAUUUAUCUGUAGUUCACCCUCAGAGGUAUCUCGUGAGUUAUUGGCGCUGGCGAGCCUUUUUGUGAUUUUAAAUAAAAUUCCAAAUCGAUUCACUGGAGAAGUGGUCUGGCAUUCCAGAUAAAUCGUAAUGUUUUACAGCCAUCACUUAGGGCUCAGAGAACAAACCCUGAUUUGAACCGUCUUGCCCUAAACUCAGUUCAAUCAGUAAGUUAUUGAAAACUGGAGGGAAGUCAGUCCGAUUGAAGUUUGAAAUCUCCGUACGCAGGGUUUUUUAUGUCAUUAACGUAUUAAACAAGUUGAGAUGAGUUUGAGAGAUCAAAGGAGCUAACAGCAGUCGACAAAACAAAACAAUGUGUCUUUAAAUGUUAGGUCCCAGCGGAAACAAGCGAGGAGAAGUGAUUUCAAUAGUCCAAAACUGAGUUCGCAUUUAGUUUACCCGAUUGGAAAGCAAAACGACCUAAAAGCAGAAAUGAUGGACUCCUUGUUGCUGUCAAAAUGUACUUAAGCUGAAGUGAGAUGACGCAUUGUAAAUCCAUUUCGUCCACCGACAGUUUUGUUAACGCAACAAUAAUUUAACUUCGACUUAUUUUUCUGUGUUUACAAGAUAUGUUAGUAUAACAAACAAGUUUGAGUGGCACGGUUCCAGUGUUAUCUGCAGGCUCUCAACUCUCAUGGGACGUGAAUUAAACCCCCCCGCCCCCCCAAAUCUCAGGAAUUAAAAGAACAGGUUACCACAAAAUAUCUCCACUCCUACAGUCGCGUGUCUAUUUUCUGCGCAGAUACAGGAGUGAAAGGUGCAUUGAAGUGAAGUCCUUAACCAUUGCAAGUAGCUAUACCGCUACUAAUUUGCCAUUUGAGGCGUGGAACAAAAAUGAUGGGGUUCUCCUACCAAACAAUUCUGUUUUGUUUUAAUCCGGAUUUAUCCAGAAUAGUACUUUUUCACACAUCUAAGAUACUGACCUUGUAUAUUUCCUCUUAAAAUUGAAACACAUAGACAAAAAUUGCCAAAAUAAAGUGUAUAUUAUAUGUGUUAGAAUGUUUACAGUUUAUCAAAAGAAAGUUUGGGGAAAAAAGUUAAAUUUGGUGAAUUAAACAGUACUUAGGACCUAAAGCAGUGAAAAAAGUGACGUUAAGUAAAUUGGGAAAAAAUAAUUGCCUGCUUUUUUUUACUGUACCACUAUGUAAUAUGUAAAUAUGUUGAAUAUGUAUACAUAUGUAUUUGUUUUUGGAAUUUAAUGAUUUUUUCUGGAGAUUUUUUUUGUACGCUUACUAAUUCCCAGAGGAUAUUUUAAUAUAAUUUCCAUGUGAAUUUCCCCCUUGUAUUUAUUGCAUAAACAUAUUUGAAACUUUCUUUUAUCCUGUAGCUCUCAUUGGGGUUAUGUUAAAGCAGUUCAAACAAUGUUUGUUUUAGUACUUUUUUGUUGUAUCUUAUAAAAGACAGACUGCAGAGUCACAUUAAUAUUUUUGUUAUAGUAAUAUUUUAUUACUUGCAUAAAAUGUACACACCGAAAUCCAGCUGCCCCCUGUCCCCUUUCGAAGAGAUCAGGGAGGUGUUUGAAACCAUGCUGGUUUUUGCUUGUUAAUUCUUUCUGCUGUUGCCUGAAAUGAGUGUCACUUUAGCAAAAAGAAAAUGCAGUGGCAAGAAAUCAUUAAAAGUGAUGUAAGGUCAAAUUUCUUGAAUUUUAAUAGUUUGCUUGGUUUGUCAAUUUUGUUUCUUACUUUGUGUUUUUUGAGUAUGAUUGAAAAUCGGCACUACCUGCAAAACCUCAUGCACACUUUUGUUUAGAAAUUUAAAUAAAAAGGAAUGUUUAUUCCCGCCCCCCCCCCCCC
Stegostoma tigrinum is the source of this 3578-nucleotide messenger RNA. It is a transcript of the gene pou3f1, whose product is annotated as POU class 3 homeobox 1. The transcript has a single exon. NCBI's taxonomy places the organism in Eukaryota, Metazoa, Chordata, Chondrichthyes, Orectolobiformes, Stegostomatidae. The coding region runs from base 101 to 1249 and encodes 382 amino acids. Gene Ontology annotation, biological process: regulation of transcription by RNA polymerase II; brain development. Gene Ontology annotation, cellular component: nucleus. Gene Ontology annotation, molecular function: RNA polymerase II cis-regulatory region sequence-specific DNA binding; DNA-binding transcription factor activity, RNA polymerase II-specific. The record is from RefSeq and is a predicted model, not a curated record.